Colletotrichum phormii is the source of this 387-nucleotide messenger RNA. RefSeq lists its product as uncharacterized. The annotation marks the transcript as partial. The record is from RefSeq and is a predicted model, not a curated record. NCBI's taxonomy places the organism in Eukaryota, Fungi, Ascomycota, Sordariomycetes, Glomerellales, Glomerellaceae. The transcript has 4 exons.
GGCAAGGGCAAAUGCUCAUCGGGCUGCGGCAAUCGAAAUUUUAUUUUCACAGGCCUGCCAUGGAACCAUCCCGCUGUCGCAGCAAGCGGGUUCACCCCCCAGCAGGUGGAAGCUGGCAUUCGCUCAGACAUGGCAGCAAUUGUGAAAGCUGGCUAUAAAAUCAAGGCUGUUCUCCUCGGCCCCGAAGAUAGCUUGGACUUCCUCUCAGACGAAUUGAAGGGUGUGGAAUGGACCGGAACAGGUGUUGGUUUUGGCGUUCGGGGGAACCCGUCGCCAGUGAUCACGCGCCGUCUCAUGGAUGCUGUGCAGUUAUACCGGGACGAAGUGCCUCGGGCGAGGAUCUUGUUCAAUUAUUCGCCUGUCACGUCCCUUUGGGCAAUUCAGCAG